Messenger RNA from Artibeus jamaicensis (Jamaican fruit-eating bat), 6660 nucleotides. RefSeq names its product neural cell adhesion molecule 1 (gene NCAM1). Gene Ontology annotation, molecular function: protein binding. Bases 228 to 3629 code for a protein of 1133 amino acids. The transcript has 21 exons. Gene Ontology annotation, cellular component: membrane. The record is from RefSeq and is a predicted model, not a curated record. Gene Ontology annotation, biological process: cell adhesion. Lineage: Eukaryota; Metazoa; Chordata; Mammalia; Chiroptera; Phyllostomidae.
UCUCCGAGUUGCGAGUGUGCUGAGGCUGAGACUGUCACUCAUUCUCCGCUCAGCGCGUGAACGCAGCUCGGCAGCGGCUGGCAGAAAACAAUUCUGCAAAAAUAAUCAUACUCAGCCUGGCAAUUGUCUGCCCCUAGGUCUGUUGCUCUAACGCCGUCCACACUCGCUAUAAGGUGGGGCACAGAAUUUACCGCGGCAAGAACAUCCCUCCCAGCCAGCAGAUUACAAUGCUGCAAACUAAGGAUCUCAUCUGGACUUUGUUUUUCCUUGGAACUGCAGUGUCUCUGCAGGUGGAUAUUGUACCUAGCCAAGGGGAAAUCAGCGUUGGAGAGUCCAAAUUCUUCUUAUGCCAAGUGGCAGGGGAUGCCAAAGAUAAAGAUAUCUCCUGGUUCUCCCCCAAUGGAGAAAAGCUCACCCCGAACCAGCAGCGGAUCUCAGUGGUAUGGAAUGAUGACUCUUCUUCCACCCUCACCAUCUACAAUGCCAACAUUGACGAUGCCGGCAUUUACAAGUGUGUGGUCACUGGCGAGGAUGGCAGUGAGUCGGAGGCCACGGUCAACGUGAAGAUCUUCCAGAAGCUCAUGUUCAAGAAUGCACCGACCCCACAGGAGUUCAGGGAGGGGGAGGAUGCCGUGAUCGUGUGUGAUGUGGUCAGCUCCCUACCCCCAACCAUCAUCUGGAAACACAAAGGUCGAGAUGUCAUCCUGAAAAAAGAUGUCCGAUUCAUAGUCCUGUCCAACAACUACCUGCAGAUUCGGAACAUCAAAAAAACUGAUGAGGGCACUUACCGCUGUGAAGGCAGGAUCCUGGCACGGGGGGAGAUCAACUUCAAGGACAUUCAGGUCAUUGUGAAUGUACCACCCACCGUCAAGGCCAGGCAAAGCAUAGUGAAUGCCACCGCCAACCUCGGCCAGUCCGUCACCCUGGUGUGCGAUGCUGAAGGCUUCCCAGAGCCCACCAUGAGCUGGACAAAGGAUGGGGAACAGAUAGAGAAUGAGGAAGAUGAGAAGUACUUCUUCAGUGACGACAGUUCAGAGCUGACCAUCAGGAAGGUGGAUAAGAACGACGAGGCUGAGUAUGUGUGCAUCGCUGAGAACAAGGCUGGAGAGCAGGAUGCAUCCAUCCACCUCAAAGUCUUUGCAAAACCCAAAAUCACAUAUGUAGAAAACCAGACUGCCAUGGAAUUGGAGGAACAGGUUACUCUUACCUGUGAAGCCUCGGGGGACCCCAUUCCCUCUAUCACCUGGAGAACUUCCACCCGAAACAUCAGCAGCGAAGAAAAGGCUUCGUGGACUCGACCAGAGAAGCAAGAGACUCUGGACGGGCACAUGGUGGUGCGCAGCCAUGCCCGUGUGUCGUCCCUGACCCUGAAGAGCAUCCAGUACACGGACGCUGGAGAAUACAUCUGCACUGCCAGCAACACUAUCGGCCAGGACUCCCAGUCCAUGUACCUCGAAGUACAGUAUGCCCCCAAGCUGCAGGGCCCUGUGGCUGUGUACACUUGGGAGGGGAACCAGGUCAACAUCACCUGCGAGGUAUUUGCCUACCCCAGUGCCACAAUCUCAUGGUUCCGAGAUGGUCAGCUGCUGCCCAGCUCCAACUACAGCAAUAUCAAGAUCUACAACACACCCUCUGCGAGCUACCUGGAGGUGACCCCAGACUCUGAAAAUGAUUUUGGAAACUACAACUGCACUGCAGUGAACCGCAUCGGACAGGAGUCUUUGGAAUUUAUUCUUGUCCAAGCAGACACCCCAUCUUCACCAUCCAUUGACCAGGUGGAGCCAUACUCCAGCACAGCACAGGUGCAGUUUGAUGAACCAGAGGCCACAGGCGGGGUGCCCAUCCUCAAAUACAAGGCUGAGUGGAGAGCAGUUGGGGAGGAAAUGUGGCACUUCAAGUGGUAUGAUGCCAAGGAAGCCAGCAUGGAGGGCAUCGUUACCAUCGUGGGCCUGAAGCCUGAGACGACGUACACAGUACGACUGGCAGCCCUCAAUGGCAAGGGUCUGGGCGAGAUCAGCGCAGCUUCCGAGUUCAAGACUCAGCCAGUCCAUAUCCCUCUUCCACGGGAACCCAGCGCUCCUAAGCUUGAAGGGCAGAUGGGAGAGGAUGGCAACUCCAUCAAGGUGAACCUGAUCAAGCAGGACGACGGUGGCUCCCCCAUCAGGCACUACCUGGUCAGGUACCGAACGCUUUCCUCCGAAUGGAAACCGGAGAUCAGGCUCCCAUCCGGCAGCGACCACAUCAUGCUCAAGUCCCUGGACUGGAAUGCUGAUUACGAGGUCUACGUCGUGGCAGAGAACCAGCAGGGGAAGUCCAAGGCUGCUCAUUUUAUGUUCAGAACCUCGGCCCAGCCCACAGCCAUCCCAGCCAAUGGCAGUCCCACCGCAGGUCUGAGCACCGGGGCCAUCGUGGGCAUCCUCAUUGUCAUCUUUGUCCUGCUCCUGGUGGUUGUCGACAUCACCUGCUACUUUCUGAACAAGUGUGGCCUGCUCAUGUGCAUCGCCGUCAACCUGUGUGGAAAGGCCGGGCCUGGAGCCAAGGGCAAGGACAUGGAGGAGGGCAAAGCCGCCUUCUCGAAAGAUGAGUCAAAGGAGCCCAUCGUGGAGGUGCGAACGGAGGAGGAGCGGACCCCAAACCACGACGGGGGGAAGCACACGGAGCCCAAUGAGACCACGCCACUCACAGAGCCCGAGCUGCCUGCUGACACCACAGCCACUGUUGAGGACAUGCUGCCUUCUGUCACCACCGUCACCGCUAACUCUGACACUAUCACCGAAACCUUUGCCACUGCUCAGAACAGCCCCACCAGUGAAACCACCACCCUGACCUCCAGCAUUGCCCCUCCAACCACGGCCACACCUGACUCAAAUUCUGUGCCUGCCAGCCAGGCCACCCCUUCCAAGGGGCCCGGUGUUGCCACCUCUUCCCCAUCCCCAGCGUCAGCUCCCAAGGUGGCCCCCCUUGUUGACCUGAGUGAUACCCCAACCUCAGCCCCUGCGGCCAGCAAUUUGUCAUCUAGUGUCCUGGCUACCCAGGGGGCUGUGCUCAGCCCAAGUGCCCCUGCCAGUGCCGGGGAGGCCUCCAAGGCCCCUCCGGUGAGCAAGCCAGCCCCUGCUCCAGCCCCCACCUCAGCCGGGGCAGCCAGUCCCCUAGCAGCAGCAGCUGCCCCCGCCACAGAAGCCCCCCAGGCCAAGCAGGAGGCUCCCAGCACCAAAGGCCCGGACCCCGAGCCCACCCAGCCUGGCGCCCUGAAGAGCCCCAGCGAGGCAGCCACGGUCCCCACUAGCCCGAAGAGUGAGGCUGCCUCCGUCAGCGCCACAAAUGCUGCCCAGGGCGAGGACUUUAAAAUGGACGAAGGGAACUUCAAGACCCCAGAUAUUGACCUUGCAAAGGAUGUUUUUGCAGCCCUGGGCUCUCCUGCUCCCGCCGCUGGGGCCAGUGGACAAGCCCCUGAGCUUGCUCCUUCCACUGCAGACAGCUCUGUUCCGCCUGCACCAGCAAAGACCGAGAAGGGCCCUGUAGAAGCAAAGUCGGAGUGCCAGGAGACAGAAACGAAGCCAGCGCCAGCCGAAGUCAAGACCGUCCCCAACGACGCCACACAGACACAGGAGAACGAGAGCAAAGCAUGAUGGGUGACGGGAGAGGAGCAAAGAUCAAAAUGAAAAGUGACACAACAGCUUCACCAGAGCAUUUCCAAUACCACACACGCGUGCGCGCGCACACACACACACACACACACACAUCUCAUUCCUCUAGUGUCUUUUGCCUUUAAAAAGGAAAACUAAACAGAUAAACAUGGGAUCUCCUUUUUGUAGGUUUAUAGAAAGGGUUCCUUUGUUGCGCACUCACUUGUAAGAAAAUGAGACAAAAAGAUUAAACCCACAGCCAAACUAGGACACUCCGUUCCCUGAAACCAUUUAAAAAUCAAACAAAAGGACCCCAAAUUAAGAAUCUAGGAAGCUCAGAAAAAAAUCUAGGUUUAGGAAGACUGCACUUGGUGUUGCCCAACUGGCACAGACCAGUUUCAGAGAAACACUUCCAGGCACUAAGACUAACCGAAUGAACAAAGUCCAAGUUUAUUUUUAUACUUUCAGUCAAGUUUGAACUCUGUAAAACCUCACGAAUAAGUUAUAAUUUCUGUUCACUUUGUAUUUGUUCAGUAUGCAAAGUGUGUCACCCUUUCUAGCUGAAUUCAGUUCCCACGUAGACUCCUGUUUUGUAGGCCAAAUGCCAAACUGCAGCUUCUGGGGGUAGAUCUCAAUUUGCAGUAUUCAGAUUUCUUUUUUCUUUUCUUUUCUUUUUUUUUCUUUCUGCCAACUUUUCUUUCCAGUGUUUACAAGUUGACAAAUGUUUAACUGCAAUUGUGUUUAAAUGUCCAUGCAAAAUAGCUGCCUUUUUUUUUAAGUUACAAGCACUGCCCAGAGGUGGGCAGGACCGUCACAGGCUCGCUCUAGCACAGGACACCUUCACGCAGUGUGAUUGUUUACAGUGGCGUGCCCCCGCUUCCGAUGUGAAGUUGCUGCCUGAGUCCAACUCAGGUGGAAAUCCAUCUCGUUCCGGAAUGGUUUUGCUUUUUGGUUCUUGGGGUUUUUUUGGUGUUUCCUUGGGGGUUAGACCACUUUCUGAUUAGCCACCACCUGCCUGUACCUGUGACAAGGGAUCUGCUCCCGGGCUUCCUGUCCUGCCUUUUGAAGGACCCCUUAGGCUUUGUUGAAUGAAGCAGAGAAGACUGUAUAGUUGGGGCUGGUCUUGGUGAACACACAUUUUUACCCCAAACAUCCCCUUCUUAUAGAAAGCCAAAUAAAAUGUAUACAUACAAUUUCUUUUUGAGCCCAGAAUCUAGAUUUGAGCGGAAGAGCAUGUGUGCUUCAGGGAAUUAGUGUCUUUUUUUGGAAAUCUGUUGAAGUAACAUCGGCCUUCUGUUCACUUAGGCAGCGUUUGUAGAAACAAAAGAGAAAAAAAGCCAACCUGUUGUCUGGAGUCAUAACACAACUUUCCUGGAUUGGAAACAAAGUGGGGAAAAAUACAGAAACUUUAAGGGUGAUGGGAGGGGGGAGAAGGGAAAAGCCAGCCCUUUGUAUAGAAAUUUUGCUUUUUUUUCUCAUUCUACUUUAGAACUGCAAGCUUGUGCACUGUGGAUGCGUGAAUAUAUUAGUGUGAAACGUGUUUUUUGUCAUAGUAUUGAAAUAAAACUUCAACAUAGUUUGGUUGUGGAAGGUAUAGCAGAUAGUUCAGAAGAAAUAUUCAGGAAACAAAAAUUACUCAAAAGGAAUUGAAGCCUUGAAACAAUGAAAAUGAAUAAAAAUGGUUAUGAUGAGGAAGAUGAUGCUAAGUAAACAGAAAUCAGGACUCAGCACGUGCUCCUUUCUGAAGGUACCAACAGCAAGAGGUGAGGCUGGCAAUCCUGCCCCUGAGUCCACUCUGCGGGCCAUACUCCCCAAGGUUCUGACACUUCUGCAAUCUGAUCAGUGGCAAUAUGCUAGAUUAUAAUUCCAAACUGUGAAAAACAAUGGUCUUGUCAUUUGCUAAAUGUGGGGUUAUUUUGCAUUUUCUCAUCUCCUGGGGAUGGAAAUGGAGGAUCCCAGUCCACACUGCUCCAGCCCCUGUGACUCUAGGGCUUGCACAGACCUAUAGUUCCAGUGCUUAGGCCCUCAGGAACGAGCGCCUUGGAGACAGUUUGUAGAGCACACGGCAGAAUGGGAGCUCCUGGGUGUCAGACAGAAGGACCCAGCUGGGAGUGGCGGGCUCUUCCUCUCACCAGGUUGUCAGUGGUAUCGGUCCUUCAUCUUGGGAUGUUAAUGGCUUUGAGCACCUAGGCCAAGCCCACACUAUACCUCGUGGAGACUGUGCAUUUCAUUCAGAGCGGUUGUGGUUAGGCAAACAAACUGAUUUUUGUUCUAAUACUUAGGAAGAGAAAGAGGUAUAGUCAACCCUCAGAUAACCUGGCCCAGGACAGUAGACCGCCCCCUCCCCCCAGAACCCUGGCUCCACCGUUACUGGAACCCAAGACUGCCCACCUUUUGGUCAGCCUCUCUCCCGUCAUAUAUAGAUUUGUCUCUGCAUGUGUGAACUUUCCUUUCCUUAAAUAAAAUAAGACAGAGCAAUGCUUUCUCUAAAAUCAAAGAGGGAGUCACUUUAUUUUCAAGAUAUUCUAUCUUUUAUGUUAAGAGAUAAAAGCUUAUAGUUUUUCUCUUUUAAUUUUUUUGAAGAGGGGAUCAAUUCUGCCGGUUUCCAAUGUCUAUGUGUCUAUAUGUGUAUGUGCCAUACAUAUGUAUUCACAUAACGCCGCAUGGCCAAGUUCUGCUGAAGGGGCACUCGAGUGCCCCGCGUGGGUCUCCUCACACUGACGGGGGUCAUGUACAUAGCGCAGCUUUGGAAGGGGGACUCUAUUUUCACACUUUUUUAUGGAGCCUUCCAAGUCCCAGGUUUUCACUCUAGGCUGUCUGUCUGGAUGGUGGUUUCAGACCUCCAUUAACAUCCCUACCCAGCAUUCCCGACUUCGGGGGCCUUCUCUCUUGUUAUAAACUUUUUACCAAGUGAAACAUCGAGACCACCUUUGUUUCCAUUCUCACUGGUGUAAAUACUGAGUACUAACUGAGAAUUUUGACUUUGCAUUCUGUCAGAAUACUUGUGUUCAAUAAAAAUGGAAAGAAAAAAACA